GAUGUUUUAGUCCUGAUUUUGUUGAACCAUGAAAUCUUUAAAGCGGAGAACAAGUGAAAUUCUAGCUCUGCCGAGAGAUUUAUCUCGUAGAUUUUCUUCUUCAUGGCUGAGUUCCGAUGUACAGCUAGUUGAUGUUAGUAAAUCUUCUCAUCUUAUUUCAACUCAGUAUGAGAGCUUGGACUACGAUGUUGCCGAGAAUGAGCUUUACACGAAAGAAGCUAAUCAACAAGACAGUGACCUUUAUUUUCGGAUGAGGGUUUCUUUGGCGAGAUGGUUUGUCAUGUUCCUGAUAGGAGUUUUUACUGCAUUAAUUGCGUUUGGCAUUGACGCAGGUGUUGCAAAUUUGAGCAGUUUGAAGUUCUCAGUCGUGAGCUACUUCAUGGACCAAGCAGUAGACAGAGGAGGUCUAUGGGUACCCCUUCUAAUCUGGGUCAGCUUUGGAGCUGGGAUGACACUAGUAGCCGCAGUGCUUGUAUCCUUUCUGGAACCAGUGGCGGCGGGAAGCGGCAUUCCUCAAAUCAAAUGUUUUCUUAACGGGGUCAAAAUACCGCGAGUUGUGAGGAUUCAGACUCUCUUUUGCAAAGCGAUUGGAGUCAUGUUCAGUGUUGCCGGUGGAUUGGCAGUAGGUAAAGAGGGACCGAUGAUUCAUUCUGGAGCAGUAGUUGCAGCUGGACUUUCCCAAGGAGCUAGCAAGUCGUUCAACUGGGAUUUUGGUCUGUUUGAGUACUUUAGACACGAUAACGAGAAGCGUGAUUUCGUGUCCGGAGGAGCUGCAGCAGGCGUUGCAGCUGCAUUUGGCUCGCCAGUCGGUGGCGUACUCUUCAGUUUGGAAGAAGGAGCCAGUUUCUGGAAUCAGGCGCUAACAUGGAGGGUACUGUUUUCCGCCAUGGUGUCAGGGUUCACUUUGAAUUUUGCUCUCAGUUGGUACCACGGACACUUCGGAGAGCUCUCUUACACUGGUUUGGUGAAUUUCGGAGUCUUCAGUGGACAACCCUACAACUGGUACGAGUUACCAAUAUUUUGUUUGAUGGGUGCUAUCGGGGGUUUGCUUGGUGCUUUGUUCAACGCAAUCAAUUACAGGAUCACUUUGUUUCGAUUCAAGUUUGUGCGUCGACCAAUCAUAAAAGUGUUAGAAGCGAUGGUAGUCGGAGCCGUCUCUUGCGCUCUCUGCUUUCUGCUGAUAUACUCGAGUGAUCUUUGCUCUGCUGAUGACUUGAUUUUAUCCGCAGAAGAUGACAGCUCAGUUUUGCAGCUGUUUUGUAACGAUGGUCAGUUUAAUGUCAUGUCUACUCUUACGUUCGUUACUCCUGAGACGGCUGUCAAGUGUCUCUUCCAUGCUCCUCUUGGAUCCUUCAACAUGCCUCUGUUGCUUCUGUUUUCUUUCGUAUAUUAUGUCCUGGCAUGUUGGACGUAUGGUCUGGCAGUACCUAGUGGUCUUUUCAUUCCAUCGCUCCUAAUAGGUGCUGCUUGGGGAAGAUGUGUGGGUAUUUUCCUCGGACAUGCAGUCGGAGAAGCUGAAGUAUGGGUGGACUGUGGUAAAUAUGCUCUGAUCGGAGCGGCAGCUAAUCUAGGUGGUGUAGUCAGGAUGACUAUCAGUCUGACUGUCAUCUUGAUGGAAGCAACUGGUAAUGUCACUUUCGGACUGCCGCUUAUGUUGGUCCUAAUGACAGCCAAAUUUGUGGGAGACAUAUUCAACGAAGGAAUCUACGACAUGCAUAUACACCUCAUGAGUGUUCCGAUCCUAGGUUGGGAGGCGCCUUCUUUGUCUCAUCAGGUGAAAGCUGUUCAGGUGAUGAACUCACCUGUGAAAACUUUGAAGACAGUCGAGAAAGUCGAUAGCGUUUUCACUCUUUUAAGUGAUCCGAAGUCUCUUCAUAAUGGAUACCCAGUAGUUGACGAGGCCACAGGUCAACUAAGAGGUCUAAUCCUGCGAGAUCACCUUCUUAUACUUCUGCAACGAAACAUCUUCAGGGAAUUUGCGACUGAUGGAACCCAUUCACAGCUGAAGCUUAGACAUCUUAGAGAUGCUUAUCCUCGAUUUCCAACUAUAAAUGAUAUCCCACCAUCGGUGCUCAAUCAAGGGUUCACGAUAGAUUUGGAACCGUAUAUGAACACUGCGCCCUAUAUAGUGAGUGAUAAGUCUACCCUGAGUAAGAUAUUCACUCUGUUCAGAGCUCUAGGGUUGCGUCAUCUCUGUGUGAUCAACAGUUGCAACCAGGUCAUCGGCAUGGUUACAAGGAAGGAUUUGGCCAGAUUCAAGUCAAAAACGAGCAACUCGGUCACCAAAAUCUACGAACUGUCAUACGUUCGAAACUGAACAUAAAUUCUAUUCCUAUUCUCAUAACUGAUUUCAAAGUUUUAUUGAUUUUAGAAAAUCUAUUAUGUAUAUUUGAGCUAUUUCAUUUAUGUAGCAGAGUAGUAAUUAGAAUUCGAAUCAUUCUUUUCCACUGAAGAUGUCUCAUUUAAAUGAGCU
Molecule: messenger RNA, 2473 nt
Organism: Symsagittifera roscoffensis
Lineage: Eukaryota; Metazoa; Xenacoelomorpha; Acoela; Convolutidae
Product: H(+)/Cl(-) exchange transporter 7-like
Exons: 2
Coding region: 29-2317 (762 amino acids)
Biological process (GO): chloride transport; transmembrane transport
Cellular component (GO): intracellular membrane-bounded organelle; lysosomal membrane
Molecular function (GO): voltage-gated chloride channel activity
Source: RefSeq, a predicted model, not a curated record